Molecule: messenger RNA, 447 nt
Organism: Staurois parvus
Lineage: Eukaryota; Metazoa; Chordata; Amphibia; Anura; Ranidae
Source: the annotation of a GenBank genome assembly
CCUGUACUGUCCGCAGUCUCUUGGUCAUCUCCUGUACUGUGUGCAGUCUCUGGUCAUCCCCUGCACUGUCCACAGUCUCUGGUCAUCUCCUGUACUGUCCGUAGUCUCUGGUCAUCUCCUGUACUAUGUCCACAGUCUCUGGUCAUCUCCUGCACUGUCUGCAGUCUCUGGUCAUCUCCUGUACUAUGUCCACAAUCUCUGGUCAUCUCCUGUACUGUCUGCAGUCUCUGGUCAUCCCCUGUACUGUGUCCGUCUCUGGUCAUCUCCUGUACUAUGUCUGCAGUCUCUGGUCAUCUCCUGCACUGUCCACAGUCUCUGGUCGUCUCCUAUACUAUGUCCGCAAUCUCUGGUCAUCUCCUGUACUGUCCGCAGUCUCUGGUCAUCCCCUGUACUGUCUGCAGUCUCUGGUCAUCCCCUGUACUGUGUCCGCAGUCUCUGGUCAUCUCC